This is a messenger RNA of Caenorhabditis auriculariae, 1919 nucleotides long. NCBI's taxonomy places the organism in Eukaryota, Metazoa, Nematoda, Chromadorea, Rhabditida, Rhabditidae. The record is from the annotation of a GenBank genome assembly.
AUGUUCUCUUUGUCACGGAGUAGUACGAAGCAGACAAUCAAAAACGUGUACAAAUACGGGGAGAAAACGCCGAUUGAUGAAGAUACUCACAACGAAUUUCGCAUGCAUUCGAGGCUUCUUCUAAGCGAAGUUUGUUUUGAUAUUCCUAUGAGAAAAACUUUUUUGUUGAGGUCUCGCAGCGGAAACAAAAGCAAGACAAGGAUGGAUCUAUCCGCCGGACUCUGCAACCAAUCAGCAAGUUUCUCGAUCUUACUGUUUAGUAGCUGAUUAUUCAUUUUCCAGAACAAUCUGCGCUUUUCUGAACUCGGAAGGCGGUCGAAUUUAUGUUGGAGUGGACGGAGAAGGAACCAUCAAAGGUGUCACGAUGUCCGACAACAUGGUUUUUAAGCGAUUUAUUUUACUUUUUUUUUUAUAUUUUGCCAUGGAUUCUUUACAAUUUUCACGAUUUUCCUUCUCAAGGAUUCAAAGACUUGUGGGUUGAUUUAAAGUAUCAAAAUGAUUAUCUGUUCUCCAGAAAAACAUUUCACCCAGUUUUAUCAGCUUUUACAUCUUUAGAAAAAUAAUUUCAACCAGAAGAAGGUAGAAAAUCAGAUAAAAUAUUCCCAUCAUCAAUGUUAGACUUAUAUUUUUUUAUUUUUUUAAGAUAAAAAAAGGAAAAACAAUAUUAAAUUUUUUUCAGGUGGAUCAUUUCUUUGGCAGCCUGCGUAUCAUGUGUGAGAAAUUUCGACCUAUCAGUCCUAUCAAUUUUAUUAAAGGUAUCGAAUUAAUAGUAAAAUUCCUCACCCGGCGUACUUUAAGUGUACUUUCCACCGAAAUACAGUAGUGUCAAAAAUUAGUCCGGAGUUUUAAGCGCUUUACAGAUCCAAAAGAAGACGUCAAAAUUUUGAUAAAAACCCCCUUCGUUGAAAAAAUUGUUUUUUGUCGCCUUUUCUAAAAGUCAAACACAUUUCUGCAAACUCAUUUUCACAAGUAUUAUUCAGUGAGCGUUUUUGACGUAGUGGACGAAACCCGAGAUGGAAUUCCCAAGGGCUAUAGAAACAGCAGCGACGACGAAGAAGAUUUCGCACCUGUUCGUGUUUUUUUUUUCUCAAUAUGACACGAGGGAAGUUGAAAAGAUCACUUUAGCUGAUUCACGACGAGCUUGGGUCACUAAGGGGGCGUGGCCUGUCUCUCUCUCUCUCUCUACCUCGUGCACUAUAGACCCUUUUCGUGUCAAGACCCCUUUUUUGAUAGCUAAAAAAGAAACAGGUUUCCCCACGAAAAUUUAUCUGAGCUUUCACGAUUUACAUAAAAUCCGUGCAAUAUUUCUUAAAAAAUUAUGAAAGUUGCUAAUUGUGAAUUUGAUCACAUGAUUUUCCUCAAAUAAAAUGUUAAGGAAUUCCGAGCAGAAGCGGAGGAAAAUCUCGAAAAAUGUCAUGAUCAUUCAAUUGGUGGAGUUUUUGUGAGUAAAAAUUUCGGUUCAGUUUUCAAAGAAAAAUGUUUUAGUGUCACUGUGAAAGAGACAUUUUCCGAGGCACGCAUCUGCGUCUCUUAGUUGUCGAGGUUCUUUUUUUUAAAAUACUUUUUCGAAAUAAUUGAAUAGAGCUUUCAGGUGAAGAAGCCGAACUCCCGCAAACCAAUCAUUUUUCAAAACGAAGAAGGCCUUGCUUAUAGGUUUCCUUUUCCCUUUUUUUUCAAACUUGUCGGGAAAGAUAUCGCCAAUUACAUUUCAGAACUUUUUUUCUUUCAGAAGAAGAUUGGCGUCGAACAAGUGCCUCUACUUUGACGACGUUCGGCGUAUGAUGCAAGAGCGCGAGAAAAUUUUCCCCCUCGAGGAGGUUUUCCAUCCUUUCAUUAACGAAAGUAUUGAAAAGUUACUUCUCCAGGAAGAGAAGGAAAAGCUCGACAGUUUCCUCGAUUUGAACAAUUUCGCCGUUUAA